Phragmites australis (common reed) is the source of this 1076-nucleotide messenger RNA. RefSeq names its product LEAF RUST 10 DISEASE-RESISTANCE LOCUS RECEPTOR-LIKE PROTEIN KINASE-like 1.2. Gene Ontology annotation, molecular function: polysaccharide binding. The record is from RefSeq and is a predicted model, not a curated record. NCBI's taxonomy places the organism in Eukaryota, Viridiplantae, Streptophyta, Magnoliopsida, Poales, Poaceae. The transcript is spliced from 2 exons. Bases 119 to 916 code for a protein of 265 amino acids.
CAGUCGAAGAACCGGUCGCUCUCAGCCUAACCCCCUCACUUGACUCUCACGCACAACCUCGCCGAGUAAACCGGCACUCCCCCAUGGUCUCUCCCUCCUCUUCCCAUUCACACACGCGAUGGCUCCCCUGCUCCUCCACCUCCUCCGUGUUCUGCUCCUCCUCGCCGCAGCCGACGCCUUCCCUGCUACCUGCAGCAACACCACCUGCGGCGACCAGACGAUCGCCUACCCGUUCUGGCUCAACUCUUCAGUAGCGUCCGACUGCGGCUACCCCGGGCUCGGCCUUGCCUGCAAGAACAACACCACUCUUCUCCCCGUCCAGUCCCACUGGUACAGAGUCGUCGCCAUCGACUACACCACGCACACCAUCUGGGUCUCCGACCUCGACGUCGGUGGCGGCGAGUACGCCCCCGGCUGCCCGCGUCUCCACGUGAACCUCAGCAUCGACUACACGAGCUCCUGGCUGCAGCUCACGCCCUCCGACUCCAACAUCACCUUCCUCUACAACUGCAAGAAGAACGUAUCUUGGUCCUCCGCCGUGGAAUUGAGUGGGUGCCAAGAUUAUGAUGGCAAGAGGUCGUACGUCUUGCCGGAUGGUGGGAUCACGGGUGCUGAAGCGUACGAGUACGAGUGCGAGGAGGUGGUGGUGGCGCCGGUGAUGGCCGUACACAAGGACGGAAUGUUGGGCGCCCCUGGCGCUCCGCCUCCGACGAACGGAUCGUUCAGUGGCGUGGUGAGGGCUGGGUUCGAGUUGAUGUACAACGCUCACUCCCAGCAGUGCGGCCGAUGCGAGCGCUCCGGCGGGUGGUGCGGCUACCGGCGCAACGAGACGCACGGUCGGCUCGGAUUCACCUGUUUCUGCGACGGCGGCCCGACCUCGGAUCGUUGCGGGCACAGCCAGUUUAAUUUAAUCUGAUUGGCUCACAUGGAAGGCAGUUCAUGCGAACCAAGACACUCCAAUUUAGAGCAUCAAUUAACAGAUGUUUCUCUAGAAGAAGGCAUAAGAAAAUAUCCAGAGUCAAGUACUAGCUUAUAUGGUUUUUGGUUGGUAUAUGGUCCGUAUGGAAGUCAACUGA